This is a messenger RNA of Leishmania mexicana MHOM/GT/2001/U1103, 1080 nucleotides long. Its product is annotated as cystathionine beta-synthase. Gene Ontology annotation, molecular function: cystathionine beta-synthase activity; cysteine synthase activity. The transcript has a single exon. The record is from RefSeq and is a predicted model, not a curated record. Lineage: Eukaryota; Euglenozoa; Kinetoplastea; Trypanosomatida; Trypanosomatidae. Gene Ontology annotation, cellular component: cytoplasm. The coding region runs from base 1 to 1080 and encodes 359 amino acids.
AUGACAUCCGCAGCCCCCCGUGACCAAAUUUUGGCCAACGCCCUCGAGGCGGUCGGCAACACCCCUUGCAUCCGCUUGAACGGUGUCCCACAGAAGCACGGCAUUCAGUGCGAGGUUGUGGCCAAGUGCGAGUUCUUCAACCCUGGCGGGAGCGUGAAGGACCGCAUUGGCAAGCAGAUGGUACUCGACGCCGAAAAGAGCGGGACGCUCAAGCCGGGCUCCGUGAUUGUGGAGGCUACCAGCGGCAACACUGGCAUCGGCCUCGCCAUGGCGGCCGCGAUCCGCGGGUACCACAUGGUGAUUACGAUGCCGAAGAAGAUGUCGCACGAGAAGGAGACGACGCUGCGGUCCCUCGGCGCCGAGGUGAUCCGCACGGAGACGUCUCUUCCGCACGACCACCCGGACAGCCUCAUCGGCGUCGCUCGCCGCCUGCGCGAUGAGAAGGGCUACGUACUGCUGGACCAGUACACGAACCCCAGCAACCCGGGUGCGCACUACGAGUUCACUGGUCAGGAGAUCUACGACCAGUGCGGCGGCAAGGUCGACAUGGUAGUCAUCUGCGCCGGAACCGGAGGCACGAUCACCGGAGUGGCCAAGAAGCUGAAGGAGCUCAUCCCCGAAGUCAUCGUUGUCGGUGUAGACCCGGUCGGCAGCAUCAUCGCGGACCCCGAACACCCCGGCGAGCCUGUCAUGUACCACGUAGAGGGAAUCGGCUAUGAUUUUGUGCCGGACGUGUGCGAGCGUAAGUACGUCGAUCGCUGGGUCAAGACGCGCGAUCAGGAGAGUUUUGACCUCGCCCUCGAGCUGCACCGCGAGGAGGGUCUGCUGGUCGGCGGUAGCAGCGGCUCCGCGAUGGCCGGCGUCGUGGAGGCAGCCAAGGACCUGCGCCCGGAUCAGCGCUGCGUCGUGCUCAUGGCGGACGGUAUCCGCAACUACAUGGGGAAGUUCGCCGAUGUCAACUGGAUGAUCGAGAACGGCUUCCGUCAGGGUGAAGUGACCCGCCCCACCUAUGACACGCUGAAGAAGGAGCUGGAGGAGGUGAAGGCAAAGCUGGCCAAGUACGAGAGCGGCGCUCAGUAG